Messenger RNA from Pundamilia nyererei, 601 nucleotides. Its product is annotated as lectin-like. The transcript has 4 exons. Lineage: Eukaryota; Metazoa; Chordata; Actinopteri; Cichliformes; Cichlidae. The record is from RefSeq and is a predicted model, not a curated record. The annotation marks the transcript as partial.
CAGGGAACCGAACCAUUUCUGCCUCUCCAAAGAGGCUUCAGACAGGGAACCGAGCCCUUUUACAGCUUCAUCCAAAGAGCAAAAGUGGCAUGUCAGGGGGAGAUUAUCAACAACAAGUGCUAUGAGUUCAACCCUACACCGCUGUCCUUCAAGGAUGCUCAGGCCAAAUGCAGAACUCUUGCCCCACAUGCCGAGCUUGCUUCUGUAACCAGUGGUGAUCUGCAUUCCCAUCUGAUUUCCCUGGUGACCAAGGGUGGUAAGAAGAGCCCUGUGCUAACCUGGCUGGGAGCCACAGUCACGAACCAAGAGGCGUCAUGGGUGGACGGGUCAGAGUGGGGUUUUAGCGACUGGAUGCCAGGCCACCCCAACAUUCACACUGACAAACCUGUCUGUGUGGAGAUGUUUGAGCUAGACAACAGCCGGUGGACUACUGCCAACUGUGAUCUGAAGAGAGCGUCCAUCUGUACGUACAUGAUUCCUACGUAAGAGAAAUCGCAAAGAAGCAACGUGAGACGGGCUCGCGGGUAUCAUUUCCUACGAUACCUUCGUGUUCCCUGCCACAAGCUGAUUGUGCAUUCUUGAAUAAAAACACAGCAUAUUA